This is a messenger RNA of Glossina fuscipes, 2481 nucleotides long. RefSeq lists its product as uncharacterized. Bases 262 to 2481 code for a protein of 739 amino acids. NCBI's taxonomy places the organism in Eukaryota, Metazoa, Arthropoda, Insecta, Diptera, Glossinidae. The record is from RefSeq and is a predicted model, not a curated record. The transcript is spliced from 8 exons.
CGGUUCUAGAACGAGCAUCAAGUUGGACGCUCAUUGGCCAGACGAGAAUACCGAGCACCUGCUAUUGUUAAUUUGGGACGAGAUUAAACGACAUCCAAGUACAUUUGAGGCAAGUAUUGUCUUUUUUUUUUUGUUUUUUCUUGAUGAGUUGAUCAGCUUUUUUAUUAAAAUAAUUCCUCGAAGCAGAAACCCACAGCUCGGCAAUUUUAUUUUAAAAUUUCGGAAAAGUGCCCGCAAUUUGAGACAACAAAUUGGGUUUCCAUGAAAAAUAAAUUGGAAAAUUGCAAGAUUCAUUAUAGAAGAACACGAAAUCUCUUAGGUAAAGAAGGCAAAACAACAGACACGGAGUAUUUAGAAAGACUUUGCCCCUUUUACGGGCUUUUGGAUAAAAUUUUUUGUGGUAAUUUGAAACCGACGGUCAUGAACUUCUUCGCAAAGCCCGUCGUAACAAACAAAGGCAGUGAGGGAGGUUUCCAUAAGCCUGAGGUCGUAACUGGAAAUCAUAAGAAUCAAACGAUGGGCUCAACAGCACAAUCUAGUCCUUCACGAUUCGUGAAUCCUUCUCCAUCUCCGCUUUUCGCCGGAAGAUCUCUCUCUCUUUCCAUGCCCGAUUUGCACACCCCAGGAACGGAUUUUAAAAAGCCUAACUUGGAGCCAGCUUUUGAAUUGACACAAUCGACAAUUGGAUGUUUAAUAAAAUUAAUUUUGAAAGAAACCGAAAAUCAUCCGGAUACACUUGAGAAGCUCGCAGAAGAAGCGUUCUAUAAAAACAUUUCUGCGAAUUGUCCUCGAUUGAAAAAGGCGGACUGGAUGAUACUAAAAAGCAAAGUGGAAAGCCUAAAAAACAGUUAUAUAAAGGCGCGUUUACGGAGAAAAGAAUAUGAAAACGUCACGUCGACUGAUGAAAAUCAGAAAGCGAUUACAGAGCCCGCGGAUCCAACUUGUCCAUGUUACGACAUUUUGGAUAAAAUUUUUGGUCCUGGUUUGGAAAAUUCUGAUGCUAUUACACAUCCGACUGCUAAUGAUAUAACAAAUGAGCAGGAAUUGAAAAAGACCAACCCGUUGUAUAAUGAAAUGUCGGAUAAAUCCAAUAAAGAGAUUUGUCUGGGUCCAAGUGAUUGUGAACAAGCAGCCAACAAAGCCCUUUCGAUGCCCAAUAUUAGUAUUGUUAUAAAGUCGCCAAAUAAGGCUGCACAACCAUUACCCUCUACAGAAAAAUCUACGGGAGUAUUAAUGCACAAAACAUUUUCCACAAAUUCGAUAUUCAAAAAAGGAGCAACAGUAGAAACUCCUCAAACCAUUAGCUCUGGGGAUACUGAACCACGCGAAAGGAUAUCUGCUGAUGCCGCUUUGCAAAAUGCAAGUGACGAAAUUGUUUCAGAUAAGAGCACCAUAUCAGAGCAUGUAAAUCAGGUUUAUCGUUACGAACUUGCGGAUUCAACCUUGGAUAGUAAAAAGCGUAACGUCAAUAUCCCCGACAAACCAGUUGCAAAUAAUGAACCGUCUCAGGUGUCUAAGAAUGACGGUCCAUUAACUCAAAAUCAUCAGCCUGCAAAGAUAUCGGUUAAGGCUUUUUCUAUGCCAAACAUGCCAAUCAUAAAAGGGAAAAGUUAUAACUCAGCAGCCGUGUUCCCUUCGCUUACACCCGCAGCCCAAAAGAUGUAUAAAAAAAUCAUGUCCAAUUUCCCAGAGCUAAGAAAGGCUAAAUGGGUAGCCAUUGAAAGCCAAAUGGAGAAUUUUCAGAAUAUGUGGAAAAGACAGGCUGGCGCAGGCAUGAUUAGCGACAACGUAACACGGGAAGCCGGGUACAGAAAUCAAGUUUGUCCUCUUUAUCAUAUUUUUGAUAAAAUUUAUGGUUCAGAAUCGGAGGAGAAGGUCAUCAACGUAGUGAAAUUUCGCAAUCGAUCAACCACAAGCAACAACUCGAGCGAAGACGAACUUAGAAGGGCUGAAUAUUCGAGCAAUGAGGAAUUCAAUGAAAGUCCAUUAAGUCCGGACGACUCAGACACAGCAACAUGUAGAGUUUUUUCAAUGCCAAAUAUGCAUAUCCUAAGAAAGGGGAGCGGAGAACAAACUCAGAUUCAUUCGGAAUCAUCAUUUGGUCUCACUGAUAAUUCACUAUCACAUCGCGAGUCAGAAGUGAGUUCCACUGCUACCUCACCAAAACCCCAUUCAUCACUAGCACAAGUGAUUGAUAAAAACAUUUACAUCCGUUCAUUGGCAUAUGAAACGAAGAAGUUAGAAGUUGAACAUGAGAAAUUGCGUUUGGAACAAAAAAAAUUCGAAUGGCAACAAGAAAGGGAAGGAACUGAACUGAAAAUAAAACAAAAAGAGAUCGACCAUGACUUUGAAUUGAAAAAAUUUGAAUUGAAUAAAUUGGAGCGAAUGGAGAAAGCGAAAAUGAAACUGCAAUUGGACCAUGAAGAAAGAAUAAAGAAAUAUGAAAUAAAAAUGAAGCUUCAAAAUUUUGGUGGACUUUAA